CAGUCCGGAACCAGCGGGGUGAAGGUGAACCCGGUCCGUCUCUCUCUGCCCAUCGCUGGAAACACCCGCUCCCUGUCUCUUCCUCCUGCGCCGCACCGGGAUCACCCGCUUAUCCGUGAGCCAUGUCCGUUUUCAGCGAUGUCCCGCAGGCCCCGCCCGUAGCGGUCUUCAAGCUGACCGCCGACUUCAGGGAGGACAGCCACCCGCAGAAGGUGAAUCUGGGAGUCGGAGCUUACCGUACUGACGACUGCCAGCCCUGGGUGCUGCCGGUGGUGAAGAAGGUGGAGCGGCUGAUUGUGGAGGACGAAAGCCUGAACCACGAAUACCUGCCAAUCCUCGGCCUGCCGGAGUUCCGCUCUGCGUCCUCCAAGGUCGCCCUGGGAGACGACAGCGCCGCCAUCAAGGACAACAGGGUUGGAGGUGUCCAGGCUCUGGGGGGGACGGGAGCAUUGAGGAUCGGGGCAGAGUUUCUGCGACGGUGGUACAACGGCGUCAACAACACAGCCACACCUGUAUACGUCUCAGCACCCACCUGGGAAAACCACAAUGCUGUGUUUGCUGAUGCUGGCUUCAAAGAUAUCCGCCCCUACCACUACUGGGAUGCUGCUAAGAGGGGUCUGGACUUCACCGGAUUCCAGGAUGACCUGGAGAAAGCUCCAGAACACUCCAUCUUUGUCCUUCAUGCCUGUGCACACAACCCUACCGGCACCGACCCGACCCAGGAGGAGUGGAAGAAGAUCGCAGAGAUCAUGAAGAGGAGGAAUCUGUUUGUGUUCUUCGACUCCGCUUAUCAGGGUUUUGCCUCCGGCAGUCUGGAUAAAGACGCCUGGGCCAUCCGGUUCUUUGUCUCAGAGGGCUUCGAGCUCUUUGUAGCUCAGUCCUUCUCCAAAAACUUUGGCCUGUACAAUGAGAGAGUGGGGAACCUGACAGUGGUAGCCCAGGACAGCGAGAACCUGACCCGAAUCCUUUCCCAGAUGGAGAAGAUUGUCAGGACAACCUGGUCCAACCCACCUUCUCAGGGAGCACGCAUUGUCAGCAAGACCCUCAACUGCCCCGAGCUGUUUGCAGAAUGGAAGGCUAAUGUAAAGACCAUGGCAGACCGGGUCCUGCUGAUGAGGGAUCAGUUGAAGUCCAAGCUGCAAGCUCUGGGCACCCCAGGGACCUGGGACCACAUCACUCAGCAGAUUGGGAUGUUCAGCUUCACCGGCCUGAACCCCAAACAGGUGGAGUUCAUGAUCAAAGAGAAACACGUGUACCUGAUGGCCAGCGGUCGCAUCAACAUGUGCGGUCUGACCUCCAAGAACAUCGACUAUGUCGCUCAGUCCAUCCACGAUGCCGUCACCACAAUCCAGUAAAGGCUGCUCCUGUCCACCCGCUUCCCUCCUCCUGUAUGCCACAGGAAGUACCAUCAUGUCUGCCCCCCCCCCUCCCCCCCGUGCCCCGCCUCUGCUUAUCCUGUCCUCUGAUUGGUUAAACAGCUGCAGGGAUUUUGCAGUUGAACCAAUGGGAGGACAGGUGUGUUUCUGUUCUCAAAUGAAGGUAUAAACAUGUGGGAGGUGCAAUGCUUUUUGAAAGACUUGAAUGCACACAGCCAGGCCUCGCUGCUGGCAGAGCUCCAUAACCUGAUGUGUACAAGUUAAAAUGUCUUUUAUCCAGGUCCCAUCAUUUGUGAACUGACCAAUUUUAUCUCAACCAAAUCAUUUCUGGUUUUAAAAUUCACAUUUCAGAUUUUAGGAAAUGUUAGACGGGAGGAUUCUGAAUGAAAUUAUUAUGCUUCCUCAACUAUCGUAGUGUUGAACAAAAGGCAGUGCAGGUAAACUGAUGUAAAUAGAUGUAAUCACUAUUAGAGGUCCUACUAUUUCCAUGCGUACUGAUUUGCAGCUUCAUUUCAGGUCUUUGACAAAUCACUACAAUAGAUCAGGAUUACAACCAACAAUUAGCUGGUACCGUAAUCUGUGUCACACUGUAUGUUAUUGUUGAGUUUAUGACUACUAAAAGGCACAACUCAAGACAUUUGUUGUGUUAAAGCCUAACGAAGGGCAUUAAGAGUUCAACGGUUAUCUUCUCUGUCGUGACCAGGUAAUUGGUCACUCACUGGUGAUGUUUUAAGUGUUGCCUUGUCAAAUGUGUUGCAGCCUACAAGAUUAUAGAGCUAGUUUAGCCACCAAGCUAACAAAUUCACUCUGUGUGCCAUCAGUGAACAAAAAUCACCUCUCCUAUGUGUUAUUUUCUCACCCUACAGUGCCCUUAUUGUGUUACACAAAGCCUCUGUGAAGUCGGUUGCUGUAAGGAGCCUUUCUGAUCAGACCUCAGAGCCUGUUGUUUGCCACACUGCCCAUUCAGUGGUGUCGUUUGUAACGGUACACAACGAUACGUGUGCUCAUACUGAAAUAAAUUAUAAACCACA
This is a messenger RNA of Amphiprion ocellaris (clown anemonefish), 2407 nucleotides long. RefSeq names its product aspartate aminotransferase, cytoplasmic-like. The record is from RefSeq and is a predicted model, not a curated record. Gene Ontology annotation, cellular component: cytosol. Lineage: Eukaryota; Metazoa; Chordata; Actinopteri; Pomacentridae. Bases 123 to 1355 code for a protein of 410 amino acids. Gene Ontology annotation, molecular function: L-aspartate:2-oxoglutarate transaminase activity; pyridoxal phosphate binding. Gene Ontology annotation, biological process: L-aspartate biosynthetic process. The transcript is spliced from 9 exons.